CGGCGGCCCCGAGGCGCGUCCCCCGCGGGCCCGGGUGGUGCGGCCCGGCGCGGAGGCGGGGAGGCGCGAGGCGCGAGGCGCGGGGCGGCGGCGCAGAGCGCAGCAUGGCGUACCCCGGGCACCCUGGCGCCGGCGGCGGCUACUACGCAGGCGGGUAUGGAGGGGCUCCCGGAGGGCCUGCGUUUCCCGGACAAACUCAGGAUCCGCUGUAUGGUUACUUUGCUGCUGUAGCUGGACAGGAUGGACAAAUAGAUGCUGAUGAAUUGCAGAGAUGCCUGACACAAUCUGGCAUUGCUGGAGGAUACAAACCUUUUAACCUGGAGACUUGCCGGCUUAUGGUUUCAAUGCUGGAUAGAGAUAUGUCAGGCACAAUGGGUUUCAACGAAUUUAAAGAACUCUGGGCUGUACUCAACGGCUGGAGACAACACUUCAUCAGUUUUGACAGUGACAGGAGUGGAACAGUGGAUCCCCAGGAAUUGCAGAAAGCCCUGACAACAAUGGGAUUUAGGUUGAGUCCCCAGGCUGUGAAUUCCAUCGCAAAACGAUACAGCACUAAUGGAAAGAUCACCUUUGAUGAUUAUAUCGCCUGCUGCGUCAAGCUGCGAGCUCUAACAGACAGCUUUCGAAGACGGGAUACUGCUCAACAAGGUGUUGUGAAUUUCCCCUACGAUGAUUUCAUUCAGUGCGUCAUGAGUGUUUAAAUCAGGAGGAAGACCUGUGAACAUAAUCCACAUUCCGACUGGAGUUCUCCUUUGCGCUUUGCCUUCAGUAAUUGUGUGCAAACUUACACAGCCACUUUUCCGUAACAGAUGUUGUAAAGGUUUAUUACUUUAUGUGCAACUGAAGUUUUUAGUUUUGAUAAUAAAUUCUUUAGAAUGUUACUAAUAUAAGAUCUAGUCUGUUUAACAGACUAGAUCUUAUAUUAGUAGAUUCAGAACCUUGAUUAGUAGAUUUAGAACCUUGAGCCAUUGUCAUUCAUGCCUUAUUUUCUUGCUAAGCUUCUUUUAUGUAAAUUUAAGUGUGCAGAUGGUUUAAGGCACAUUAUGUAUUUUUCACUGUAAGAUACUAAAACCUUUUCAUCAGACUACAGCUGUUGUCUUCCCUCUUUUAAGAAGGUCUUUUACAUGGUAUUGAAAGCUUUAUGUGUGGAGUAUUCUUAUCAUGUAAAUGGUUUAGACCCACUUGGAUGCAAAAACAAAAAAAAACAAA
Molecule: messenger RNA, 1209 nt
Organism: Hippopotamus amphibius kiboko
Lineage: Eukaryota; Metazoa; Chordata; Mammalia; Artiodactyla; Hippopotamidae
Gene: SRI
Product: sorcin
Exons: 8
Coding region: 105-701 (198 amino acids)
Molecular function (GO): calcium ion binding
Source: RefSeq, a predicted model, not a curated record